This is a messenger RNA of Copidosoma floridanum, 7080 nucleotides long. Its product is annotated as cholesterol transporter ABCA5. Gene Ontology annotation, biological process: transmembrane transport; lipid transport. Gene Ontology annotation, molecular function: ATP binding; ATP hydrolysis activity; ABC-type transporter activity. NCBI's taxonomy places the organism in Eukaryota, Metazoa, Arthropoda, Insecta, Hymenoptera, Encyrtidae. Gene Ontology annotation, cellular component: intracellular membrane-bounded organelle; membrane. The record is from RefSeq and is a predicted model, not a curated record.
CCUGCCUGUCACUAUUAUCUUUACCACGCUCUGCAGCCCAUUACUUCCGACGCACUCUGUACACGUUCCCCGUGGAUUGUCGCUGCACAGUACGUACCACUGACAGUGCUGGCGUAAACGUGGCCGCGCGGUACAUCGGCAAAGAUGCUCCGUCGUACCUGCAGGUAAAAAAAAAAAAAAAAAAAGCAAGGGGGUGGUCCGACAGCAGCAUGCCCGACUACUACACGACCACUAUCAGCGGGAGGUGAACGCGCCCGUCCGAAGAUAGGAAAGGAAGGAAAGGGGGUUGGAAAGAUAAGGGUGUUUGGGUGGGUAUUGGUGGUGCGCGCGUGUGCAUGUGCUUGUGUGUCUGUGAGCGCGGUGUCGGAAAUAUUGUUACGGGGCAUGAGUGCGCGGGCCCGGCUAUUACUACAAGCUAAAAGAAGAGGCAGAAGGAGACGACGGGAGGAGCGAGGUUGGCUAUUGUUGUCGUUGGAGCCGCAACAACAGCAACGACGACGAGGUCCUCGUCAAGGCUGGCGGCCACCGAAGUCGCCGUAGAGGCAGCGCGGCCAGCAGUCACUCCGCUCGAUGAGGGCAGCCGGCUGAUGGAUAUCUUCUCGGAGAGGCGCAGUGCCGAAGGCGAGGCCAAGAUACUGACUGAAGCGGAAGAGCUCAGAAUGGGUUCCUGCGGGGUGUACCUGUCCCAGCUGCGAGCCAUGCUCGUCCGGAACCUCCUCCUGAAGAAACGAGAGAAGCGAAAGACCACGGCGGAGAUAUUUCUGCCCCUGUACAUCCUUGGAAUACUAAUUGUGGUCAAAGUUUUGAUACCCAAUCCAAAUUACCCCGCAAUCACAACUCAGAGGCAAGAGACGAGCGACAUUUUCGAGUUUUUUAGCAGUUACAAAAACAACACGAUAGCCGUAGUGCCCAAUUCGACGGAAACUAUUAAUUUUUUAAACUCAAUGAACUCCCUGUGGAUGUCGAUGUUGGACUACUCGAACAAGCACCCCCUGAAUUUUCUCGUUUUCGAGUCGAAGGACGACUUACAAGCCGCCUAUUGGAGGGAGCCCAACAGCAUACCGAUGGCGGUCAUCUUCGAGGACCCUCAGCCGAUUUCUAGUCGUUUACUAUACGAGAUAAGGACGAAUCCUUCGUACACGUCGCCUCCGUCGCCGACCGAAAUGUAUUCCUCGCCGGUGACCUGCCGCAAAGACACCAGCCACUGGAUGAGCGGUGUACUGUCCAUAGAGACCGGCGGCUCGUGUCCCGUCAACAAUUAUUUUUUAUCCGGCUUCAUGGCCCUGCAGCUGAUGAUGGACACUACGAAAAUUAGACUGGAUACCGGUAAUAACGACAUCACCGUGCCGGACAUUAAACUCGAGAUGUUUCCCAAGGAAGCGUACACAGCAGAUUGGAUGCUCGCCUUCAGGGUUGUGAUUCCUUUGUACAUGGUGCUGGCCUUGUCGCAAUUCAUAACAUAUCUACUGAUACUGAUAGUCGGCGAGAAGGAGAACAAAAUAAAGGAGGGCAUGAAGAUCAUGGGCCUCAACGACUCGGUCUUUUGGUUAUCGUGGUUCAUCAUUUACGGAGCUUUCGUACUGUUAUUGUCGGCCGUUGCCGUCGUUCUACUCUUCACCUUGCAAAUGUUCCAGCACACGCACUUCCUGCCUAUAUUCCUGCUGGUCGUGCUCUACAGUUUUUCCGUCAUCAUGUUUGCCUUCAUGAUAACGCCCUUUUUCGACAAGUCACGCACCGCUGGUGUGCUGGGCAACUUUGCGGUGACGAUUCUGAGCCUCAUGUACUUCAUCCAGGUGUUUGUCGACGACUCGAGCUCCGUGGCCUUUUGGAUCGUAUCGUUACUCAGUCCUACGGGGGUCGCUCUGGCUAUGGACAAGGCUCUCGUCUUGGACUUGCAAGGCGAGGGCGUGAACUUUGACAAUCUGUGGUCCGGCCCCGGGAUCCCGUUCGGCGGGAGCCUCAUAAUGAUGACCCUGGACAUAUUUCUGUACGGUUUGCUGGCCUACUACCUCGACUCGGUCAUCCCAAGCGAGUACGGAGUGAAACGACCGCCGUGGUUCUGCUUCACCCUGGGCUUCUGGUGCAGGAGGAACAAGGCACCGAGAGUAAGUUCGAAAGAGCGCGUUAAUAGCACCGCGACCGCGACCGUAGACGCGUCGUCCUGCACGACCGAGCACUCUGCGCACCAUCAGGCACUUAAGCCGACGAUACGAAUAGCUGCUACUGAUGAUAAUUGCCAGACGUCGAGCGGCGGAGGCGAGGGUGGCACCAGCGUGGGCGUUGGGGCAGCCGGCAGCACGAAUAGCUUCGAGCCGAGCCACAACUCGUUCACCGGCGGCGAGGAGGCGAACCGCGACGUCGAGCCGGUGGUGCGCGAGAUGAAGGGCCGCGAGGCCAUCCGCAUCGUCGACCUGUACAAGUCGUACAGCAAGUGCCGGAGGCCCGAGGUCAAGGCCGUCAAUGGCAUCAACCUGACGAUCUACGAGGGCCAGAUCACGGCGAUCCUCGGCCACAACGGGGCCGGCAAGACGACCCUCUUCAACAUCCUGACGGGCCUGACCUCGCCCACGGCGGGCACGGCCCUCAUAUUCGGCUACGACGUGCGCGACUCCAACGACAUGCACAUCAUACGCAGCAUGACCGGGGUCUGUCCCCAACACGACAUACUCUUCGACUUGCUCACGCCCCGCGAGCACCUCGAGUUCUUUGCCGCGGUCAGGGGAAUACCGCACGGCACGAUCGAGCACGAGGUAAAAAAGACCCUGAAGGACAUAGACCUGCUGGAGAAGGCCGACACGUUCGCCAAGUACCUGAGCGGCGGCCAAAAGCGAAAGUUGUCGGUGGGCAUAGCCAUAAUCGGCGAUCCCAAGAUCAUAAUCCUCGACGAGCCAACUGCCGGCGUCGAUCCGUACUCGCGACGGCAGAUGUGGUCGUUCCUACAGUCACGCCGUCACGGCAAGGUCAUACUCCUCACGACCCACUUUAUGGACGAGGCGGACAUACUGGCCGAUCGAAAGGCCGUCGUUAGCAAAGGCAAGCUCCGCUGCUGCGGCAGCUCGCUAUUUCUCAAAAACAAGUUCGGGAUUGGUUACCACCUCACUCUCGUGCUGGAGGGAAACCCCAAGGAGGGCAUCAUCAGCCGCAUGGUGUCCCAGCACGUGCCCAAGGCCGAGAAGGCACGGAGGCACGGGCGCGAGCUGAGCUUCAUCCUGCCGCACAACUCGGUGGAGAGCUUCGCGGCCCUGUUCUCGGCGAUCGAGGACGAGAUAAGGACGAGGAAGCAAAAAUUGGGCAUCAGCAGCUACGGGGUGUCGAUGACGACCCUGGAGGAGGUGUUCUUGCACCUGGAGAAGGAUGAGGAGACCGAGUGCACCAUGGACAAUCUGUCGAAGAAGAUGGUGCGCAAUCGGGCGCUAGGCCGGUCACUCUCCCUACAGUCCAAGAGCGCGUCCUACCAGAACCUCCAGAACGAGGGCGUCAACGUCAUGCAGAGCGAGGCACAGAUCAAAGCAGGUUCGAACGACACACUGGACGGGGGCUCGCAGAACGACAAGAGCCCGACAAUCCUCGGCUUGGGCCUCGAUCCCGUGAAAAUCGAGCCCAAGAUCAUGCAAACGUUCUGCGCGAUGCUGCGACUCCGCGUGCUGCGCUUCUUCCGCAACUACCAGCAGCUGUACUUCACCAUUGUCGCGCCCCUCGCCCUCGUCGUUCUCGGCCUCUACCUCAACAGCAUACAAACCGUCGAGAUCAAGAUGCAGAGCCUCGAGCUAAACAAUGACAGCUACGGGGACGACACGCGGGUGAUGUACAUAAACAGCACCGGCCGGGAUCUGUCGGGUCUGGUGGGCAACGUCAAUAGGAUGGUGGGUCCCAUGGACGAGUACGACGGUACGUUUGCGAAUUUGCUGCGCCGCGCUCCCCACAUGGCUGUGCUGAAUGUCACCGGCUACAACGCCUCGAGGAUGAACCUCACGGUCAUGUACAACGACACGAUGCAACAUUCGUUGCCUAUUAUCGUGAACGUCCUGACCAACGCGUUCUACAAUUUACUGAGCGACAGGCAGCAAACGUCGCCCAUCCGCGUCAAGACUCACCCGUUCCAGCAGACGUCCCAGCCCCAGGAGUUCAACAUCGGCAUAGCCAGCUCGUCCCUGUUCAUCGGCAUGGACCUCGUCCUCGUGCCCAUAACCCUCGCCGUCGACAUGGUCUAUGACCGCGAGAUCCGGGCGAAAAACCAACUGCGCGUCAACGGCCUCUCCUUCACCAUGUACUUCUUCACGUACUUUGUCGUGCUGCUCGGCCUCAUGAGCUUCAUAUGCGUCUGCAUCCUCGGCAUCAUAUUCCUCUUCGACGUGCCAUCCCUGCAGGAGAUACCGGCCCUCCUCACCCUCGGCGGCCUCAUCAUGCUCUACUGUCCGGCCUCCAUUUUCUUCUCCACCUGUCUCGCCUACAUGUUCGACAAGAUGGACUCGGCCCAGAGCUUCCUCCCCAACAUAGCCACCUUCUUCGGACUCAUACCCUUCCUCCUCGUCAUGAUACUCGACAUGCUCGGCGUCGGUGGCGUGGCCGCUUUCGCCCUACACGUGGUGUUCUCGCUGUGCAACACGAUGUACGUGCCGUACGCCGCGCUCUACUACAUCGACCGAGUCCACUUGAUGUGCUCGAUAAACACGACCUGCCACCACCUGAGCAUAUUCGACUACUUGACCUGGGAGAUCAUAGUGAUGGGGCUCGGGGUGAUGCUGCACUGCCCGCUCUGGUUCUUCGUGCUCAUGCUCCUCGACACGAAGAAGAGCGGGGGCAAGGUCAAGGAGUUCUUCAAGUACUUCAUGCGCAACGGUAGCUCAGUGGGGGAGGAGAUCAUGGAGAACAACGACGUGGGCGAGCACGAGGACUCGGACGUGAAGAACGAGAGGCAGAAGGUGUUCAACAUCAUGACCAGCUCCUCGGCCGGACAGGAGCCCCCGGUCGUAAUGGUCCAGAACCUGCGCAAGGAGUACCGCCAGGUGGAGAUGACGACGUGCAGCUGUUGCACCAAGCGCGAGGAACAACAACAGCCACCACCGACGAAGAAGAUAGCGGUGCGAAACUUGUCGUUGGCCGUGGAGCCGGGCGAGGUGCUCGGGCUGUUGGGGCACAACGGGGCGGGCAAGACCACGACCAUGAAGAUCAUCAUAGCCGAGGAGGCAGCGAGCCGGGGCAGGGUCCAGCUGGGCGGCCACAACAUCAACUCGCACAUGUCCGAGGCCUUCCGGCAGAUGGGCUAUUGUCCCCAACACGACGCCCAAUGGAAGAACAUCACGGUGCGCGAGCACCUACAGUGCUACGCUGCCAUACGGGGCGUGCCCUCCACCGAGAUCAACAGAAUCGUCGAUCUGUACCUGUCGGGCCUGCAAAUACACGAGCACGCCGACAAGCAGACGCAAGAGUGCUCGGGCGGCACGAGGAGGAAACUCAGCUUCGCCAUGGCCAUGAUAGGUGGGCCCAAGGUCGUGCUCAUGGACGAGCCGAGCACCGGCAUGGACCCGCGCUCCAAGAGGUUCCUCUGGGACACGAUACUCGCUAGCUUUCAGGGAGGUAGAGGCGCGAUCCUGACGACGCACUCGAUGGAGGAGGCGGACGCCUUGUGCUCGCGCGUCGGUAUAAUGGUGAAGGGCGAGCUGCGGUGCAUCGGCUCGACCCAGCACCUGAAGAACCUCUACGGGGCGGGUUAUACCCUGGAGAUGAAGCUCCUGGGUGGGGACUGCACCCCGACCACGCCGUCGGGUACUCGGGUCAAUUGCCUCAGGGAGUUCGUCACGGACAUGUUCGCGGCCGCGACCCUCGAGGAGAGCUUCGCCGACAGGCUCGUGUUCGCUGUGCCCCAGCACUCGGUGCAUUCGCUGGCCGAAUGCUUCACCAAGCUGGAAAAAGCCAAGCUGGAGUUGGACAUCGAGGAGUACAGUUUCAGCCAGACGACGCUGGAGCAGGUGUUUCUCAAGUUCUCGCACUACGACGAGCCGGACGCGGCGGACUGAGAGACGGAGCGCGACGCGGAUUGUGUUCAAGCCACGCAAGUCUAGAAUCAACUCCCACUACAUGUUAUACACGCAACUGUACGUGCACGGGAGAAUAUUGUAGCCGAGAGAGAAAGAAAAUACAGCGUCGCGCUGUUCCCGCCUAAUCCUGCGUUAUCCGGAUGUUCAACGAACACUCGAUCGUCAUCGGAAGAUCACUUUUAAAAUGGACAAUUAGUGCGCGCACGCGUGUGUAUGUGAGUGUGUUUGUGUACGUGUGAAGCAGUUCAGCGAACGAGAGGGACCAUGUAAUAUAAUAUACGCGUUACAUUGAACAAACGUCAUCCUGACUGUAUGCGUGAGGUUUGUGCGUAAAAAAAUUUGAAGAGGAACAUCGUUAACUAGUUACACCUAUGUAUACGUGUGUAAAUUUGCCAAGUGACGUUUUAUUUAAUUAUUUUUUUUCAUCGAUUAUAUGUUUACCCUAUAUUUCACAGUGAAAUGUGUUCCUCAAGCUUGACACGUGCCACAAAGUUCUUUUUUUUUUUUAACAAUUGGUAUAUAUACGUAUAAUUGUCGUACUAUGUAAAUACAUGAACAAUCAAUUGGACGCGCGAAGGAGAAGCGUAGUGUUAAGGGUACGUUGUUCUAUUUUGGAACAAAACGAUUUUUUAAUGAUCUGUUGCAAAAGCAAAUACAUGCGUCCUCCGACAAAGACGUAGGUGUAUAUGUAUAUACACGACUUAUAAAUAUCAAAAAAGUUGCUCUUUUUCAAACUACUGAAACGUCUUGGUUCAGCAGUGGCAAGUUGCACGCGUCGUCAACGAGAUAUCAGUAAUGUUACACGAUAGUUUUUUAAAUGUAAUAAAAGUAUAAUACUAAAAAAAAAGACGGUGAAAAGUUUACCAUGCACUUUACCCUUACGGUUGUCGUGCCUACAUAAUGUUAUUUAGUUAAUUUACAAUAAUGAUGAUGGAUCUUACGCGGUAUAGGUUCGUUGUGUUAUUUUUACAAACGGAAGCGAUGUACGUAUGGAAGUACAACUACAAUCCAAUAAGAUUUUUUUUUUUUUUUUAAUAAUAAA